Messenger RNA from Vidua chalybeata, 3000 nucleotides. It is a transcript of the gene PSTPIP2, whose product is annotated as proline-serine-threonine phosphatase interacting protein 2. The coding region runs from base 15 to 1019 and encodes 334 amino acids. Gene Ontology annotation, cellular component: cytoplasm; actin filament; plasma membrane. NCBI's taxonomy places the organism in Eukaryota, Metazoa, Chordata, Aves, Passeriformes, Viduidae. The transcript is spliced from 15 exons. Gene Ontology annotation, biological process: actin filament polymerization. Gene Ontology annotation, molecular function: actin filament binding. The record is from RefSeq and is a predicted model, not a curated record.
GCGGCGGCAGCAGGAUGCGGGAGGCGCGGUUCAGGGACAACUUCUGGAGCACGGAUCUGACCAGCACAGUUGGCUACGACAGCAUCAUUCAGCAUCUGAAUGAUGGCAGGAAGAACUGCAAAGAGUUUGAAGACUUUCUGAAGGAAAGAGCAAUUAUAGAAGAAAAAUAUGGCAAGGAGCUCAUUAACUUGUCGAAGAAGAAGCCCUGUGGGCAGACAGAGCUGAACACGCUGAAGAGAUCCCUCGACGUUUUCAAGCAACAAAUAGACAACGUGGGACAAGGUCACAUCCAGCUGGCGCAAACCCUUCGGGAGGAAGCAAAGAAGAUGGAGGAUUUCAGGGAAAAGCAAAAGCUGCAUCGGAAAAAGAUAGAGCUGAUAAUGGAGGCGAUUCACAAAAACAGGAAUCUUCAGUACAAGAAGACCAUGGAGGCCAAGCGUCUGUACGAGCAGCGCUGCCGGGACAAGGACGAGGCGGAGCAGGCUGUGCACCGCAACGCCAACCUGGUCACGCAGAAGCAGCAGGAGAAGCUGUUCCUGAAGUUGGCUCAGACAAAAUCAGCACUGGAGGAUACUGACAGGAGUUACCAGCAGAGUGUGACCACAAUGGAGAAGAUCCGGGACGAGUGGCAGAACGAGCACAUCAAAGCUUGCGAGUUCUUUGAGACUCAGGAGUGCGAGCGGAUCAACUAUUUCCGUAAUGCCCUCUGGCUCCACGUCAACCAGCUCUCCCUGGGCUGUGUCCAGAAUGAUGAGAAAUAUGAGGAAAUCCGCAAGAGUUUAGAAAUGUGCAGCAUUGAGAAGGAUGUUGACUUUUUCGUAAAUUUACGCAAAACUGGAAGUUUGGCUCCAGCUCCUGUUGUUUAUGAAAACUACUAUAAUGCCCAGAGAAAUGUGACUCCUGCGAGAAGUCCAGCUCCUGUGCCUAUAUCAAGGAGGGGACCCCUGCCCACCCCGACCAGUGCACCAGGGGAGCCUGAUUAUGCCACAGUUGAUGGCUACAGCUUGGUACAUUUCUAACAGUCACAGUUUUCCAGAAGGCAGAAGACACUUGUUGGUCUGACCAGCGUGGCAGAGAUGGUGUUUUCAUUUAUUCCCAGACACACAGAGCUGAAGUGCUUCUGCUUUUCAAGAGAAUAUUUGAGGACUCCAAUAAUUAUUUGUACAUUCAGAAAGCGCUUACUAAAAAUCUAUGCCUUUGAUCAGCAAACUCCUUGGAUGGAUCUUCACACUCCCAGGAAGAAAAAGACCAGACACAGGCAUGAUCUGUGUCAGAAGGUGGUUUUGAUUUGCAGUUCUUCUAAAGUGUGGCCAUCUAGAAAAUCUGGGGCCUCCCAGUCUCUAUAUAACUAAGAAGUUGUAUGUGCUGAGAGGAGUGCUGCAUGAUGCUUUGGGCUCGCUGGCUUGUCUUCAGGGUAUGUGCAUGCCUCUCGGGUCUCAGGUUUUGCCUGUUCCUAAAGGCUCUUGCCUGUACCUAAAGUCUUUCAUUAGUGGGGAUUAAACUUGUCAUUUAGGUCAAAUUUUACUCAUAUCUCUCAGAAAUCUUACUUAGAGGGCACCAGCAGUUGCACUGCAUAUCUGGCUUAGGUGUAGCUGUGCUUCAUGCUUAACUGCUGACACUGGAAGCUGAUCUGCAUCCCCCCAGGGAGGGACUGUGUCACAUCCAACCUGCUGGGAGGUCCCAGGAAGGAGCUGAAGGAAUUUAUUCAACUCUGCCAACCACCUCUCUGAUGAGGGUCUUGUGGGCUUUUAGGUUUUAGGUUUAUCUAGUUGCCCCUGGUAAGGUCUAGAGACCAGGCUGGAUGGAGCCUGGAGCAACCUGGUGUAGUGGAAGGUGUCUCUGCCUAUAGCAGGGAGUUGGAACUGAUGCCUUUUUGGGACUACUUAAAAACAGAGGCCAGACAAAAUUAAGGGAAUAAAAAGCAGUUAUAUUUAUUGAAGGGCCUUCAGGUACUUUUUGGGCAGACAAAGCCCCCCCCCCCCAGGGGCUACACCCAAAAAAAAUGGGCAGUGGGUCACAGAUUUUCAUAUUUUUCUAAGUUUGGUCUGUUUGUAUAUUGGGGGUUAAUCUUCCAGUUACAGCUUCAGGUAAUAAAGUUAUUUACCCCAAGUUUGCUGCCCCUCAAUUCACUUUUGUUUACAUUUCUCGGGGCCUGAGACAGUGAGGUGUACUUGAUUCCAAGGCCUAGAGAGGAAUUGUUUAGACUGACCAAAAUGGGAAAGCAGUAGCUAACACUUCGUGUGGAGUUUAGAGUUACACCCUAAAGAAUUGCAGGAUUACAAAUAUAUGAAAAAUACAAAAGCUAACAUCUUAAGGCAUCAAGAACUAGGUGGUCCUUAAGGUCCCUCCCAACCCAAACCAUCCCGGGGAUUCUCUGAUUCUGUGAUUUAAUUAACCUCUGUGAUUCUCUAAACUUUGGACUUCUUCUGACUAUGCACCACUGGAAAGAAACCUAUCUACUACUGGAGCCAUGAAACUUGUUUUUCUGACCACAUCUCCUGAAAGCUCCUGCCCUUGUUGUUACCACAUAUAUAGAUAUGAUAAUGGCUUUGAUUCAGAAGCUUACGUGCCUGGGGGCUGCUGGUCUCUCUGAUGUCCCUGUGUGCAGUGCUGCUUCACUGCUCCUCGCUGCCUUAUUUCACUGGAUACAGGGACACAGGACAUGGGGAUAAACACAGUUUACCUGUCUAAACCUGGUGCCAGGUCACUAACCUGGAGCAACAGGAUUUGUUGUUUUUAUGAUGUUUUUCAAGUUGAAUCUGCAUGGCUUCAGCAAGUGCCUCAGCCCAGCAGUCCUUGGGGUUUUUACUGGAUUUAUUUGUGUGGGGAAGAUGACAUUGAGCUCUGACAUCUGCCCUGCUGCCUGACAGUGAGCUGUGCAGAGUGCACAUGGCAAAGAAUCAGCUAUCCUAUUUAUUUCUGAAAGACCAAGGACACAACUACUCUUCUGAAGGAGCCUGCUGUAGUCUUAGUUCUAUAAAUAUAUAUUUAAAAAAAUAA